Molecule: messenger RNA, 7272 nt
Organism: Astyanax mexicanus (Mexican tetra)
Lineage: Eukaryota; Metazoa; Chordata; Actinopteri; Characiformes; Acestrorhamphidae
Gene: cacna1fa
Product: calcium channel, voltage-dependent, L type, alpha 1F subunit a
Exons: 45
Coding region: 74-6085 (2003 amino acids)
Biological process (GO): calcium ion import across plasma membrane
Cellular component (GO): membrane; voltage-gated calcium channel complex
Molecular function (GO): high voltage-gated calcium channel activity; calcium ion binding
Source: RefSeq, a predicted model, not a curated record
ACAAGUGGAAUACAUAUUUCUUGUUAUUUUCACCAUCGAGACCUUCACAAAGAUCCUGGCCUAUGGUCUGGUCAUGCACCCCAGCGCCUACAUUCGCAGCGGCUGGAACUUGCUGGAUUUUGUCAUCGUCAUUGUGGGGCUGUUCAGUGUGGUAGCAGAAAUGGGGGAAGAGCAUAAACCUGGUGAUGCUCAUCAUGCAGCAGGUAAACCUGGAGGUCUGGAUGUUAAAGCCCUCCGAGCCUUCAGAGUACUGCGGCCGCUCCGCCUGGUCUCUGGUGUGCCCAGUCUACAGAUUGUGUUGAACUCCAUUAUGAAGGCUAUGGUACCCCUGCUCCACAUUGGUCUGCUGGUCAUGUUUGUCAUCAUCAUUUACGCCAUCAUCGGGUUGGAGCUGUUCAUUGGCAGGAUGCACAAAACCUGCUUCUACGUGGGCACAGAGUUGUAUGUGGACGAUGACCCAACGCCAUGUGCGUUUGCGGGAAAUGGACGCUUCUGUGUGGGAAACAACACUGAUUGCAGAGGAGGCUGGGAAGGUCCUAACGGAGGCAUCACCAACUUCGACAACAUCUUCUUCGCCAUGCUCACUGUCUUCCAGUGCAUCACUAUGGAGGGCUGGACUGAUGUGCUAUACUGGAUGAACGACGCCAUUGGUUUUGAGCUGCCCUGGAUUUAUUUUGUGUCCCUGGUCAUCUUCGGCUCCUUCUUUGUCCUGAACCUCGUAUUGGGUGUGCUGAGCGGUGAGUUCUCUAAGGAAAGAGAGAAGGCUGUGUGUCGUGGGGAGCUGCAGAAGGCUCAGGAGAAGCAGCAGAUGGAGCAGGACAUGGUGGGCUACAUGGAUUGGCUCAUUGAGGCUGAGGAUAUGGAUGAAGAUGGCAAUAAACGUGCUGUGGUGGCGAAGAAAAAGAUGAUGAAGAAAUAUGGCUGGUACAAACACAGUGAAGAUGGAGAAUCGGAUUCCGACUCAGAGUUUGAGGCUUUCCUGGAUGAUGACAAUGGCUGCUGCGCCUCCAUACAGGCAAAGCUGUUGGGUAUAAGUUUCUGUGAGCAGCUAUACCAUCUGAACCUGGUGAUGAGGAAGAACUGCAGGGUGGCGGUGAAGUCCAGCAACUUCUACUGGCUGGUGCUGCUGCUGGUGUUCCUCAACACGACUGCGAGCGCCUCCGAGCAUUACGGCCAGCCGCAGUGGCUCACUGACAUACAGGAACGAGCCAACAAGAUCCUGCUGGCCUUGUUCACAAUGGAGAUGCUGAUGAAGCUGUACAGCUUCGGCUUCCAGGUUUACUUCAUAGCUCUGUUUAAUCGCUUCGACUGCUUUGUGGUCUGUGGUGGGAUUCUCGAGACCGUAUUGGUGGAGAUGGACGUAAUUCCACCCAUCGGAAUCUCUGUGCUGCGCUGCGUCCGCCUGCUCCGAAUCUUCAAAGUCACUCGUCACUGGGCUGCUCUCUCAGAUCUGGUCACUUCACUGCUGAACUCGAUGAAGGCUAUCUGCUCUCUGCUACUGCUGCUCUUCCUCUUCCUCAUCAUCUUCGCUCUGCUGGGCAUGCAGCUGUUUGGAGGCAAGUUCAACUUUGACGAGACCCAGAUGAAGAGAAGCACCUUCGACACCUUUCCCUCUGCCCUGCUCACCUGCUUCCAGAUUUUAACAGGUGAAGAUUGGAACUCAGUGAUGUAUGAUGGCAUCAUGGCGUACGGCGGGCCUGUUUUCCCCAACAUGAUUGUCUGCAUCUACUUUGUCAUUCUCUUCGUCUGUGGCAACUAUAUCCUGCUAAAUGUAUUCUUGGCUAUCGCUGUGGAUAACUUGGCAGGAAGUGGCAGCAAAAAGAAAAAAGAAGAGGUGAAAACAGAAGAUGAGGAGUGGGAGGAUGAAGAAGACAGGGAGGAAGAUGAAGCUGGAAAUGAGGCAGAUGACUGGGAGGAAAAUGAGGAGCUGAGAGCGAUUGAGGGUCUUGAGGGAAGUGUUCCAAUGAAAGUAGAAAGUUUUCAACCUAAGGAGAAAAUCAUCCCAAUUCCUGAUGGCAGCUCCUUCUUCAUCCUUGGCAAGAAAAACUGCCUUCGAGUGGCCUGCCACAACCUCAUCUACCAUCCUUACUUCACCAACUUCAUCCUCAUCUUCAUCAUCCUCAGUAGUUUCUCUCUGGCUGCAGAAGAUCCCAUCAAAACUCAUUCUGUCCGGAACGUUAUGCUGGGCUAUGCUGAUUACGUAUUCACCACUGUAUUCACCAUUGAGAUCGUACUAAAGAUGACAGUAUAUGGAGCGUUUCUUCAUCCUGGCUCUUUCUGCAGAAAUGCCUUCAAUUUACUAGAUCUUUUGGUUGUCAGUGUGUCUCUGAUAUCUUUCUUUCUGCAUUCGAGUGCUAUCUCUGUGGUGAAGAUUCUAAGAGUGCUUCGAGUGCUCAGGCCCCUGAGAGCCAUCAACCGAGCAAAAGGAUUAAAGAGUGUGAUCCAGUGUGUGUUUGUGGCUAUCCGCACCAUCGGCAACAUCCUCAUCGUCACUACUCUCCUGCAGUUCAUGUUUGCCUGUAUUGGGGUUCAGCUUUUUAAGGGCCGUUUCUAUCGGUGCACAGAUGAGGCAAAACACACACCAGAAGAGUGCAAGGGAACGUUUGUGGUGUAUAAGGACGGUGAUAUGAAUCACCCCAUGGUGAAGGAGAGGUUUUGGAUAAACAGUGAUUUUAAUUUUGAUAAUGUGCUGAUGGGCAUGCUGGCACUCUUCACCGUCUCCACGUUUGAAGGCUGGCCACAGCUUCUGUAUAAAGCUAUUGAUGCCAAUGCCAUAAACAGAGGCCCCAUCUACAACUACCGUGUGGAGAUCUCCAUCUUUUUCAUUAUCUACAUCAUCAUUAUCGCCUUCUUCAUGAUGAACAUCUUCGUGGGUUUCGUCAUCAUCACUUUCCGUGAACAGGGAGAGGCCGAAUUCAAAAACUGCGAGCUGAACAAAAAUCAAAGGCAGUGUGUGUAUUAUGCUCUGAAAGCUCAACCUAUAAAGAUCUACAUUCCCAAAAUCCCGUCACAGUUAAAGUUCUGGAGGAUCAUCAACUCCUCUCAGUUUGAGUACAUCAUGUUCGUUCUCAUUCUGCUCAACACACUCACGCUGGCUGUACAGCACUACGAGCAAUCCAAGCUGUUUAACUCCGUGAUGGACAUCUUAAACAUGAUCUUCACCACACUUUUCACCAUCGAGAUGGUCAUCAAGCUGCUUGCCCUAAGGCCAUAUCACUAUUUCAUAGAUGCCUGGAAUUCCUUUGAUGCUUUGAUAGUGGUGGGGAGUUUGGUGGACAUCAUGAUUGCAGAGUUUAGUGGUGGAGGAGGUCAUGGAGAGGGUAAGGGUGACGGAGAAAGCUCCAAAGUGUCCAUCACUUUCUUCCGUCUCUUCCGAGUCAUGCGAUUGGUGAAGCUGCUCAGCAAAGGGGAGGGCAUCCGCACUCUUCUCUGGACCUUUGUUAAAUCCUUACAGGCCUUACCUUACGUCGGCCUUCUCAUCGCAAUGAUCUUCUUCAUUUAUGGUGUGAUCGGGAUGCAGACAUUUGGGAAGAUUGCUAUUGAUGACAGCACAGAGCUUAACAGAAACAACAACUUCCAGACCUUCUUCAUGGCAGUGCUGCUGCUCUUCAGAUGUGCAACAGGAGAGCAGUGGCAGGAGAUCAUGCUGGCAGCGCUGCCGGGCCGUCGCUGUGACCCUGAGUCAGACUAUGAGCCGGGAGAGGAGUACAGCUGUGGCAGUAAUCUGGCGUACCUCUACUUCAUCAGCUUCUUCGCUCUCUGCGCCUUUCUGAUCAUUAACUUGUUCAUUGCCGUUAUCAUGGACAACUUUGAGUAUCUGACCAGAGACUGGACUGUACUGGGCACUCACCAUCUGGAUGAGUUUAAGAGAGUGUGGUCAGACUAUGACCCAGAAGCCACAGGAAGGAUAAAGCACUUGGAGGUUGUGACCAUGCUGCGCAGAAUUCAACCGCCACUGGGCUUUGGCAAACUCUGUCCCCAUCGAGUAGCCUGCAGGAGGCUGGUUGCUAUGAACGUGCCGCUUCAUCCUGAUGGCACAGUGUCCUUCAACGCUACCUUGUUCGCUCUCGUCAGGAAUUCGCUCAAGAUUAAAACUGAAGGACCAAUUGACCAGGAAAAUGAAGAGCUGAGAGUCAUUAUUAAGAAGAUCUGGAAGCGCACCAAGCCUAAGCUCUUAGAUGAAGUUAUACCUCCCCCUGCAGGAGAUGAAGUGACUGCUGGAAAGUUCUACGCCAGCUUCCUGAUCCAGGAUUACUUCAAGAAGUACCGUAAGAGGAAGGAGAAGGAGAAGAAGAAGAGAGGAAAGGACAAGUCAGCCUCGCUCCAGGCCGGGCUGCGGACCCUGCAGGAUCUGGCCCCAGAGAUGCGACUGGCCAUGGAGAUGGAGGAAGGUCAGGAGGAGGGGUAUGAGGGUGAGAUGAUGGAAGACGAGGAGUACUUUAGGAGUGACAGUGUGUUCAGCGAUGCGGCGUCAAUGUCCACCCCGGGGGGCACACCUCUCCCCAUGCACAUGGACGAUGUGAUGGUCAGCAUGGAGCCACCACCCAGAUUCCACCGUGGGACUCUGAUGCUGGAGGAGGCUCUGGAUGACUCGAGGCCGGGCUCGGCUCUCUCAGAUAAUGAGGUGGUGAUGAGGCAGCCAAUGAGGCGCUCGCCCAUGCCCAGAAGGCCUUCCAGUUCUGAGCCUCCACCUGCUACAGAAGGAGCCACGCAGGGUGCAGCAGUUGCCAGUGAAGGAGGAGCAGUUGCUGGAGGAGGAGUGGCUGGAGUAGGGGUUGUCGGAGGAGGAGAAGGAGGAGUAGUUGCUGGAGGUGUUGUCGCUGGAGGUGUAGUCGCUGGAGGAGCAGUUUCUGGAGGAGGAGUUGUUUCUGGAGGUGGAGUAGGAGUUGUCGGUGGAGGAGUAGCGCAGGUGUCAGUAGGAGAAGCACCAGUGAUGAUUGCAGCAGAACAGAGUCACAUCAAUGUGCAGGAGACUGUGAGCACAGUGCAACAUGAUAGACAAUGUUCUCGAGAGCAGACCACACCCUCUCCUGCCCCCAGUGUCGCUAAUGGCAGUGUGACCCCAGUACAGCCAGUUAAUGUGGCCCCAGCUAGCAAUGCCUCCCAGGGAAAUGGGCAACCUGUAAGCGGCUACAACGACGGGGCCGCCUACUCUGGAAAUGGCUACAACGGGGCUGCCUACCCUGGAAAUGGCUACAAUGGCACCCCUUACCCUGGAAAUGGCUACAACAGGACACCGUACCCUGGCAAUGGCUACAGUGAGAAUUCUUACCCUUCAAAUGGCUACAAUGGGAAUGGGAAUGCUUGCCAAAGCAGCAGUUACUCUGGGAACGGUUACUCCAGCAAUGGUUACAGUGCACACAGCGGUAACGGGUACAACGGCAAUGGACAGAAUAGUAAAGGCUAUCCAACUCAACGACGCCUCCUUCCUCCAACUCCAUUGGGACGGAAGCCAAAUUUUACCAUCCAGUGUUUGAGGAGACAAGACAGCAUGGAUGACAUCCCUAUUCCUGGCACUUAUCACCAGAACUCACCUCCAUGCAGAGCACAACCACAGACUCAGAACAGUUACGACUCCCGGCGCAGCAGUGUGUCCUCAGCUUCGUCAGCCUCCUGGGCAAACAGCCAGGCGAAGAAGGGCCGUCUGCUCUACGCCCCCCUCAUUCUGGUGGAUGAGGCAGGGGGCACUCAGCCCAUGUGGGGUGCAGCUGAUGGCAGCUCCAGCCUGCCAGCCUCGGCCCGAGUUGGGUGGAACACUGGCCAAGGUGUUCCUGUGCCCCAGCAGCAGCAGCGGGCAUACACCUCUCUCAGGGUGCCCUCCCAGCACAGCCCGGGCUACGUAGAAAAAGGAAGUGCUGAGAGCCUCGUGGAGUCGAUCCUGAUAUCCGAGGGCUUGGGUGUCUACGCCAAAGAUCGAAAAUUUGUAGAUUUUGCAAAGCGUGAAAUUGCCGAUGCAUGUCACAUGACCCUGGAUGAGAUGGAGACGGCCGCGACUGACUUGUUAAAUCGAAGCACAACAGGGCUGCCAGCUGGACGUUUUGAGGAAGACCUGUCUGAUGAGAUGAACUGUGUGAUUUCCUACUAAGGGUUUUCAGUUUUGGAGAGUAAAAGAGAACACUGACAAAAUGAGGUCGGGGGCAUAUUGAACACUAAUGGAGCUGGAUUCAUUUACCACAGGAGGUUCUAUAGUUUCACUGGUCAUGAAUAUGACUAUGGCUGAUUUAUGACAUGUGACAAGUGUCUUUGUGAAAAACUGAUCGGAGAGUGUUUAUUUCUUCAAAUUCCCAGCAUCAGCCUGGAUGGAACGGUCCAAGACAUGCUCAUUAACAGUAACAGUAACAACACGGUGCACUCCAUGAAAAAGGCAUUUGAUGGAAGGAACUCUAGGUUUAGCCAGUUACUGAAGAGUGUUCACUUACAGAUUUAAACUUCGGACAUUACAGUACCUGUUCUAGUUAAACCAGUCAAGCUCAAAUCAGGUCUAUAGAGAAUAAAGGCAGAGAAGGCAAGAAAGCUGGCUAAAUGGAUUGUUCAUGCAGUUUUUGCUGAUUAACUCCAGUGUUUCGGCUUGUUCUUGUUCUAAACUUCGACUCAUAGCCCCUGUCAUGUCUCCAUUUGGAUUGGAUGUGAAUUUAGAUUUGAACUGGUAAAAAAAGUAUGAGUGCACACUUAGGAAAACCUAUGGGUGCAAAUAAUUACAAAGAAGAGGCCACUGGUCAAUAAAACCAUACAAUACAGCUUCUUAACAGAUGUUUUCAGAUUUAAAAAAGUUUUCUGCAUAGGCUGACCACUGCUUUAUCUGGGUAAAGUGAAGUUGUAAGCAAAUGUUAUUAUAAGCAGAUAUUAUGUGCUGUGUAAGGUUUCCCAAAUGCAGUGUUGCACUUUUUGUCAGACUUCAUCUAUUUAUAUAAUCUGUUUUAUCAGUUUAUUCCCAAAGGCCCAUGUUUCGUGCAUUUACAAUUUAGUAUUCUUGCAACUGCUCUUUUUAAACAGUGCUAGUUGUCACGCUUUCAAAAGCAAACAUACUCCCGUAUAACAAUCUAUCAGUACAUGUUCAUAUCAGUUAUAUUCACCCACAAAACAAAAAAAUGUAAUAUUGCAUCAGAAAUCAGUGCCCAGAUAAAGAAUAUUAACAUUAAUUCAGGACUUCAGAAUAUAAAUAUCUUUUUUGUACAUAUUUAUUCUGGCACAAAAUGUAAAAAUAGCAUUAGCUCUGUUCGUGUGACUGCUGAUACUCCAGUGUAUUGUGUAAUAAACUGUACAUUUUUUCUG